AUGCGGACUCUUUGCAGCUGCACCGAGCAGGCGCUACUCUUCACGGCUUCUCACGGCUGCAGACCGCAGGCUCCAGGCUUCCAUAAGCGCAGCGUGCGGAUUCCGUGGCCCUGGCUCGUGGGCUCUAGAGCCCACGUCCCUUGCACGGCCAGGCAGCGUCUUCGUCACUGGGCCGCCAGGAAAGCCAAGACCAGCACUUCGUGA
This is a messenger RNA of Rangifer tarandus platyrhynchus (Svalbard reindeer), 204 nucleotides long. Lineage: Eukaryota; Metazoa; Chordata; Mammalia; Artiodactyla; Cervidae. The record is from the annotation of a GenBank genome assembly.